AUGAAUUUAAAAGUUAUUUGUUUUGCUGCUGGCUUUGUAGCCUUAGCUAGUUGUUUACCAGAAUGGGGAGGAGGUGGCUGGGGAGGUGGUGGUGAUAGCGGUAGAAAUCAUUGGGGAGGUAAUCGUUUCGAAGGCGGUGGUCAUGGUGAACACGAAGGACCACAAGGACAUCACGGUGGAGGCGGAUAUGGUGGUGGUGGAUUUGGAGGAGGCGGAUAUGGUGGAGGCGGAUAUGGUGGAGGCGGAUAUGGUGGUGGUGGUGGUGGUGGACAUCACGGUGGUUACGAUGAUGGAGAACAUGAUCAUCAUCAUGGACAUGGUGGCCACGGUGGAGAAGGCGGAGAUCAUGGAUACGGUGGAGGCGAUUAUUAA
Hydra vulgaris (swiftwater hydra) is the source of this 372-nucleotide messenger RNA. RefSeq lists its product as uncharacterized. The record is from RefSeq and is a predicted model, not a curated record. NCBI's taxonomy places the organism in Eukaryota, Metazoa, Cnidaria, Hydrozoa, Anthoathecata, Hydridae.